Molecule: messenger RNA, 1035 nt
Organism: Penicillium soppii
Lineage: Eukaryota; Fungi; Ascomycota; Eurotiomycetes; Eurotiales; Aspergillaceae
Gene: trm8
Product: tRNA (guanine46-N7)-methyltransferase
Exons: 3
Coding region: 1-1035 (344 amino acids)
Biological process (GO): tRNA methylation; RNA (guanine-N7)-methylation
Cellular component (GO): tRNA methyltransferase complex
Molecular function (GO): tRNA (guanine(46)-N7)-methyltransferase activity
Source: RefSeq, a predicted model, not a curated record
AUGGCUACACCUCAAACCGCCCAAAAUGCCCCUACCAAGCGCGUUAAGCGUGAGGAAUACCGCCGCGACCUCGAGGCGCAGCAGAAGGCCAGCGACGAUGGCUCCGUCGUUAAGAUGCCGCAGAAGAAAUUCUUCCGUCAGCGCGCACAUGCGAAUCCCUUCUCUGAUCACCGGCUGGAAUAUCCUCUAAGCCCUGCGCAUAUGGAUUGGUCUUCUCACUACCCUGCGUUCGUGGAUCCAGAUCCAUCGAAGACGAAUCUCAGCGGUGCGCGCAAAUUGAUCAAGGAUGUCGAGGUUGUGGACAUCGGAUGCGGCUUCGGCGGGUUGAUGGUUGGACUUGCGCCAUUGCUACCGGAUACGCUGAUGGUUGGCAUGGAAAUCCGCAUCUCAGUGCUCGAGUACCUCAGCUCGCGCAUCCACGCCCUCCGCAGCAACCAGCAACGCCUGAAAAACAGAGCCGCCAGUGCAUCUACAUCAUCCGAACCCCAAGACUCAACUGCGCAGCCUGAAACCGCAGAAUCCGAAGCAGCUCCCGCCAAUGACGACGAAAUCGGCACUACCAAAAUCUUCCCCGGAAACUUCGAAAACAUCACCGCAAUCCGCAGUAACACGAUGAAGUUCCUUCCCAACUUCUUUGGGCAUCACCAACUUUCCAAGAUCUUCAUCUGCUUCCCAGACCCACACUUCAAGGCGCGCAAGCACAAGGCACGCAUCGUCUCCGAGUCCCUGAACACCGAGUAUGCCUUCGUCCUACGACCCGGCGGCUUGCUGUACACCAUCACCGAUGUGGAGGAGUACCACCACUGGGUUCUGCGGCAUUUCUUGAACCAGCCCGAGGAGCAGCGGGAAGAUGGAACCACUCCCCCUAGCAGCAAAGAUCUUUUCGAGCGAGUUUCUGACGAAGAGGUUGAUGCCGAUCCUUGUGUGCGGGUUAUGAAAUACGAAACCGAGGAAUCGAAGAAGGUCACACGUAAUAAUGGCAAGAAGUUUGUGGCUGUGUUCAGACGCAAGGCGGAUCCCGAGUGGCCUGCUUGA